Messenger RNA from Salvelinus namaycush (lake trout), 3899 nucleotides. Its product is annotated as transmembrane protease serine 6-like. NCBI's taxonomy places the organism in Eukaryota, Metazoa, Chordata, Actinopteri, Salmoniformes, Salmonidae. The transcript is spliced from 19 exons. Gene Ontology annotation, molecular function: protein binding; serine-type endopeptidase activity. Bases 173 to 3022 code for a protein of 949 amino acids. The record is from RefSeq and is a predicted model, not a curated record. Gene Ontology annotation, biological process: proteolysis.
GCAAAUAAAAGGUAGAGUUGUCUCGCCUGUCGUUACUAGCGGUCGUUACCGACAUGUCUGACUGGACGGAUAUUCUACCGAAAUACAUGAAGAAAUAAAACGCUCCAACUAUCCACCACCGGUCUUUUUUGGACGGAGAUGGUCUCGCGCGGAAUAACGGAUUUGUGAAGCUAUGGCGCUCGGGCACGGCUCCAAAAAGUCGCGCUCCUGUGAUUUGGAGGUAGCACCAGCUCCUGUGGACCUGCCAUUGGAAUGGGUGGGGCCCGGUAACGAAGCCUCUGUGACGUCCUCUAAGAUGUUGAGACGACCCUGCAGGUGUCUCCUAGUCUUCCUUAUUAUCGUCACCAUCAUCAUCCUCUCGGGAGGAGCAACUCUGGCAUGGUACUUCCUGGAGUACAGUGUGUGGGUACUGGAGCCCAGGGUACAGCAGCAGUAUACUGCUAGACUCUCUAUCCUCAACAGGAACUACUCCUCUGGUCUCUCCUCUCACACCAGCCCAGCCUUCACAGCCCAGGCAAAGGAAGUACAAGAUAUGGUGAGGAGGAUAGUGAAGGGCUCAGACCUAUCUCGCUACUUCAACUCCACCAAAGUCUUUGCUUUUGGGGAGGGAAGUGUGGCGGCACACUUCUGGCUGGUACUGUCAGUCCCCGGCAGCCAUGUUGGUAAGGUAACUAUGGAGCAAGUCAGCAGCUGCCUACAGAGUCUACUAGGGGCCUACAGAGGGAGCGACAGAGAGGAGACUGCUAACUAUGGAGGAUAUCUGUUGCAUCUUCCCUCUUUCUCUAUCACAGAAACAGACUCCAAAGUUGUAGAACUUUUGAAAGCUUCAUUUGACUGCUACAGGUACCAGGUGGUCAGUUCCAGCACAGCGGUGGCUAUGAGGGGACCUAACACCCAGCGCUCGUCCUGCCUUUGGCACCUCAGGGCCCCGCAAGGCUCCAGCACCCAGAGUUUCAGACUGGAGCUGAGGAUGGAGUGGCUGCUACCGGAGUGUAGAGAUAGACUGGCUGUCUAUGAUGGUUUAACACCUACUGAUACUCACCUCAUCACCUCUCUGUAUGGCUGCAGCAGACAAGAGCGUGUUGUUCAUGUGUUGUCAUCAGGAGAGUGGAUGACAGUGGUCUGGAAACAGGGUCUCUACAACUACAAAGACCCCUUCUCCCUGUCUGCACAGGCCUGGACCACUGAAGUGUGUUCCUCCAACAUAGAGCUGCAGCCAGUAUCAGGGGUACAGGGUAGUCUACGUACCCCCUUCUAUCCCAGCUACUACCCACCAGACACCAACUGUACCUGGACAUUCACUGUGCCCUCUGCAGACUAUGGACUAUCUCUGGACUUUGAAGGUUAUGAGCUGAGCAGGGCCAACUAUAACCAGGCCUGUACACAGGGACAGUGGAUGGUACAAAACCGCAGGUUCUGUGGGACGAGAGGUCUCCAGCCGUAUGCUGAGCGCCUCUACCUCCUCUCCACGGCAACCAGCGUUGUCAUGACGUCCGAGGUGUCAAUCACAGGGCCUGGACUCCAGGUCCACUACAGCCUCUUCAACCAAUCAGAUCCCUGUCCUGGUCAGUUCCUGUGUUCUCUAAAUGGUCUGUGUGUUCCAUCCUGUCCUGGUCAGUUCCUGUGUUCUCUAAAUGGUCUGUGUGUUCCAUCCUGUCCUGGUCAGUUCCUGUGUUCUCUAAAUGGUCUGUGUGUUCCAUCCUGUCCUGGUCAGUUCCUGUGUUCUCUAAAUGGUCUGUGUGUUCCAGCCUGUCCUGGUCAGUUCCUGUGUACUCUAAAUGGUCUGUGUGUUGCAGCCUGUACUGGUCAGUUCCUGUGUUCUCUAAAUGGUCUGUGUGUUCCAGCCUGUCCUGGUCAGUUCCUGUGUACUCUAAAUGGUCUGUGUGUUACAGCCUGUCCUGGUCAGUUCCUGUGUACUCUAAAUGGUCUGUGUGUUGCAGCCUGUCCUGCCUGUCCUGGUCAGUUCCUGUGUACUCUAAAUGGUCUGUGUGUUCCAGCCUGUGACGGCAUCAAAGACUGCCCCAACGGACUGGACGAGAGGAACUGUGUGUGUAUAGCCCAGUACCAGUGUCCAGAGGACAGUCAGUGUGUUGACUACUUCAAGGUGUGUGACCAGCACCCAGACUGCCUUGAGGCCAUGGAUGAAGAGAACUGCACUGAGGGUGUGCAGUGUACAGACAAGACGUAUGUGUGUGCUGACGGGACGUGUCUGAAGAAGCCUAACCCAGAGUGUGACUUCAUCACCGACUGUCCUGAUGCCUCCGAUGAGAGACACUGUGACUGUGGUCUGAGGCAGUUCACCAGUCGCGUUGUGGGAGGAGUCAACGCUACUGAAGGGGAGUGGCCAUGGCAGGUCAGCCUUCAGAUCGGUGGACGUCAUGUCUGUGGGGGGGCUCUGGUCUACAGCCAAUGGGUGGUCUCCGCUGCCCACUGUUUCUAUGACGACCGUCUCUCUCCCAGAGCGUGGACGGUCUACCUAGGUAAGUUCCUAUUGAACCGCAGCAGUCAGAUGGAGGAUGCCAUUCGGGUGCAACAGAUCCUCCUGCACCAGUACUACGAUGACGAGACACACGAUUAUGACUUGGCUUUGCUGCGACUGGAGAGACCUGCAGCUCCAGGGACCCUGGCCCAGCCCGCCUGCCUGCCAUCACCUACACACCAGCAAGAACCUGAGCUACUCUGUUGGGUCACGGGCUGGGGGGCGCUACGUGAAGGAGGCACUCCCAGUAACGUGCUGCAGAAGGUGGACGUGCGUCUGGUGAGCGAGGAGGCCUGCUUCCGUUCCUACGGUUACAUGGUCACUCCCAGGAUGUUGUGCGCCGGCUACCGCAGCGGAGAGAAGGAUGCCUGUCAGGGUGACUCGGGCGGUCCGUUGGUCUGCCAGGAGAACUCGGGUCGUUGGUUCCUAGCGGGCGUGGUCAGCUGGGGAAAGGGGUGUGGCCGGGCCGACUACUACGGCGUCUACACCCGCGUCACCAAACUCACCGGCUGGAUCAAAGAACACAUCUCUGGACCUGGCUGACCUUCAUCAUUCUCACCAUCAUCAUCAUCAUCAUCAUCCCAAAACAUUGUUAUCAUGUAGUAAUUGUUGUGAUCUAUUCUCUGUGUCAGUCCUUAGUACAUUUAGUCCAUCAGGGUUUUAACAGUGUCAUUGACCUUCUGGCAGUCUAGCACCAAAGUUCAUCAACCUAACAAGCAGACUUUCUGGCUCCUCUGGGCAAAUACACACUCUGCGGUGUGUAUUUUACAUCCAACACUGCCACCUAGUGGAAGCUGUUAGAAUUACAACAUAAUUAAGUACUACCAUACCAACGCAAUUCAAAUCUGGACCUAAAAGCUCCACUGUUUUUGUUCAUUCGUCCCCUAAUCAGGGACUGAUUUACACCUGGGACACCAGGUGUGUGCAAUCAAUUAUCAGGUAUAACAGAAAACCAGCAGUACUCUGGACCUCGUAGGGUCAGAUUUGAAUGCACCUGCAAUCGGCCUUGAUUCCUUCAUCGAAUGUUUGUCUGUUUAUAUACUGCUGCGGAUUGGAAUAUGGGUUAUGCACAGAUCAUUUCAGUCAGUGCACUACACUUGAAAUGCUGAUUGCUUUCAGUGUAUUUCAUUACAUGAUCUAAGGUUUCUGAUGAAAGCCAUUGAAGGUCGAAACGUCCAUCUUUAUAAUGGUGAGCGUGAGUUGCGCCGUUUCCUUUUCAAUUACAGGAUGUUCCUCAUUGAAAAUUAGAGCUUGUAAACCUUUCAGAACACGAGGGAAUCCUAACUGGCACCCUAUUCCCUCUGGGCUCUGGUUUAAAGUAGUGCACUAUAUUUGGAAUAGGGCACCAUUUGGAACGCCAACCACGAGGGUGGGAGUCAUCGUGAGGUUUCAUCAAUAAACCAGCAGAACUGAAAGGGUA